Molecule: messenger RNA, 521 nt
Organism: Physella acuta
Lineage: Eukaryota; Metazoa; Mollusca; Gastropoda; Physidae
Product: embryonic protein UVS.2-like
Source: RefSeq, a predicted model, not a curated record
AAAAAUGAGUUAAAACAUCGAUACUGCAGUAUACUUUAAAGACAAAACAUUUAAAGGCGUUGAUCAACAUCGCCACUACGAUGGGAAGAUGUCGUCAUCUCCUGUUAUCAGCCCUAGCCCUCAUUUAUUGCCUUAUCGUCAAGGAGACUGACGGACAAAUCUACCUAUACACCGAAGGAUCGAUAUCAUCCCCCAACUUUCCAGAUUACUACCCGAAUAACACGUUCAUGGACUGGCUCAUCAAUGCUCCUUAUAAUCAAAUAAUCGACAUCAGGUUUCUGAAACUGGACCUUAAAAGAAAAAAAGACCAGGUUUGUGUGGACUACGUUAAAAUUUUUGACGGAACCCACAGCGGAUACCCGCUGUUAGGAACGUACUGCGGGUACGAUUUGGACGCCAGAACUGCAGGAAUCAGAGUUAGAUCCAGCGGGAUGUUUCUGUAUGUCCAGUUCGUAUCUGGUCCAGGAGGGUCGGGGUCAGGAUUCAAUAUGACAUACACAUCCCAUGGUAGGUUCUCUUGA